GAAAUCAAACGUUCGAUUCACGCUCACGAGGAAAGAUGUAUCAAUAUACCUUGUUACUUGUAGCUAUCGUAACUUUUGCUAUUUUCAAGUUCUUCCAAUACGGCGGAUGCAAAAAGUUGUGCUCAUCUGGGAAAAGUGUUGUGGUAACUGGCUGCGAUUCGGGAAUAGGACUAUCUCUGGCCAUCACCGCGCAUAAAUUAGGUUUUCAUGUCUUUGCCACUUGUCUGGACAACAACGGAUAUGGAGCUAACUACAUGCGAGAAAAUUUUCCGGACAUUGUCGUCGUUCCCAUGGAUGUUACCAACCCUGCAGAUAUUCAAAAUACCCUGAAAGUAGUCAAAGAUCAUCUGGAAAAGACUAAAACAAUUCUCUGGGCCUUGAUCAAUAAUGCAGGUGUCUUAGUCUAUGGACACUUUGACUGGCAAUUAGAUUAUCAAGCAGAAUCACAAGUGCAAGUUAAUUUCUUGGGUGUUUUGCGAGUAACAAAGGCAUUUCUGCCUCUUAUACGACAAGCUAAAGGUAGGGUCAUCAACAUAACAAGUGCCAAUGGCAACUGGUGCUUGCCCGGACUAUCUGUCUAUUGCGGCACGAAACAUGCCUUAGAUGGGUUUUCAAACUCACUUCGAAUGGAGAUGAGACCUUGGAACGUCAAAGUCAUACUUAUUAAUCCAGGAAACCUUCCUGGAAGUACUAGGAUUUUGGCUGCCCAAAGCAAACACGCAAAGGCCAUGCAAGAGAAUUUUAGCGAAGAAGAUAAUCAAGCCUACGGGGAAUAUUUCGAUCUUUUUCAAAAGCACUUGCAAACUAACUUUUGUGCUACAAAUCUUAAUCAGGAUCAGCCGCUGAACGACCUGAAACUGAACAAAAUGCUCGAAUCUUCACUUUUGAUGGAAAGCCCCCGUCCAUUCUACUCGAACAUAAAUUUUGGUUUUCGAAUGUUUAUGCUCGUAACCAAACUCGUACCGACAUAUUAUGGUGACCGGAUGAUUUUGCAGAUGUGGGGUGAUCAUGUCGGGUACAACCUGGAUAGAGACUUGUCUAUGUAAAUUUAAAUUGAUUAGAUUCCUAGAUUAGCUUAGUCACGAUAAAAAUAUAAAAUUUUUUUGUCAAA
Messenger RNA from Daphnia pulicaria, 1111 nucleotides. RefSeq names its product D-beta-hydroxybutyrate dehydrogenase, mitochondrial-like. The record is from RefSeq and is a predicted model, not a curated record. The coding region runs from base 36 to 1046 and encodes 336 amino acids. Gene Ontology annotation, molecular function: oxidoreductase activity. NCBI's taxonomy places the organism in Eukaryota, Metazoa, Arthropoda, Branchiopoda, Diplostraca, Daphniidae. The transcript has 4 exons.